UCGCCCUAUCGCCAAGGCCAUUAGACUCUUUAUGCGCAAACCGCUGCAUGUGGCUGAGCUCGGUACUAACGUAAGCAGCAAUUUCCAAACAUCACCCAACGUCGGAUGCUUCGCCGAUCUCUUCUCACUCAUGCAUCUUUUCCCCAUCACAUCAAUUGGUUUUGGCGCUGCUGGAUUUUUGUCAAUUGAAGCGUUUGUUUUCGUAUGCACACAUCAAUUAUCGAUUAAUCUAUAGAAAGAGCGUUCAAUUGGAGCAGACCUCUGACGUCACCACCAUGGAGGCUCACGAUGCAGUCGUCUCAUCCAUAUCUUCACGCGUCAAGCACUUCCAUCAGCUGCAGAAGCCGUUUCGCAUCUACCAUGGCGCCACCAACAGCACGCGUCGCUCCCACCGCAGCUCGGAAAACACAAUCGACACCAGCCAGCUGAACCACGUCCUCGCUGUUGAUGCCGCGGCCAAGACGGCCGUCGUGGAGCCGAACGUGCCGAUGGAUCUUCUCGUCACCGAGACGCUGCGCCAUGGGCUGGUGCCGCCCGUGGUGAUGGAGCUGCCGGGCAUUACGGUGGGAGGGGGCUUUUCGGGGACUUCGGGCGAGAGCAGCUCGUUCCGAUAUGGCGCGUUUGACGCCAAUAUCAACUGGAUUGAGAUUGUGCUGCCGGACGGCGAAGUGGUGCGGGCGUCCAAGACGGAGAGGCAGGACCUGUUCUGGGGCGCGGCAUCGGCGUUUGGGACGCUGGGCGUGGUGACGCUGCUGGAGGUGCAGCUGAAGGAGGCCAAGAAGUAUGUGCAGCUGGAGUAUUCGCUUGCGUCGGGACCAGCAGCCAUGCUGAAGCGGGUUCAAAAGGCUUGUGAUGUGCCGGAAAACGACUAUGUCGACGCCAUUGUGUUCUCGAUGGAUACGGCCGUUGUUUGUACGGGAAGACUGACGGAUGGACUGCCAACGGGAACGAAGCCGGUUGGCUUUCUCGGCCGCAGCGAUCCCUGGUUCUACACUCGGGCCAAGGAGGUCGUGGAGCGGCUAAAGACGACGGGGUUGGGCAAUGUGAAGGAAAUGCUCGUCACAGACUUUGUCCCCUUGGAAGAUUAUCUCUUCCGGUACGACCGCGGCGGCUUCUGGACCGCCGUGUACGCUUACCGAUACUUCAUCACGCCCUUCAACAGGAUCACCAGGUACCUUUUGGAUUCCUUCAUGCACGCUCGCGUCAUGUAUCGUGCUGUGCACAAGAGCGGUCUUGCAGAUUACUACAUGGUCCAGGAUGUUGGCGUUCCAUACGACAAGGUUGUUGAGUUCCAAGACUGGCUCGACAAGGAGCUGCACAUUUACCCUCUCUGGAUCUGCCCAUUGCGCAUCCGCCGCGACGACCCAGAUUCAGGCCACGGCUUGCACUCUGAGUUUGCGAAGCCGGAUGUGCCAGAUUUGAUGAAUUUUGGUGUCUGGGGCGGUGUCAAGGGCAAUCGCCGACAAGUCAUCGAAAAGAACCGCGCUCUGGAACGCAAAGUGCAGGAGUUGAAUGGCAAGAAGUGGCUGUACGCUCAUGCAUAUUAUACCGAGGAAGAAUUCUGGUCACACUAUGAUAGGACGUCGUAUGAUGCGCUUAGAAAGAAGUACAAGGCUGAGUAUCUGCCGAGCGUGUACGACAAGGUCAAGGUUGAUGUGGAGGGCGAAGAGAGGGCGAGAAACGCAACGUGGAAGACAAGAAGUAGCGCCGCAUUUUGGGACCUUUGGCCGUUGGCGGGAUUGAGGGGAUUUUAUAGUGCGGUUAAGGGAGGUGAUUACUUGCUGCAGAAGGAGAAGGGGAAGAAGAAGAGCCCGGAGACGGUGGCUGCUGCGGCGGAGGCGACACCGAAGACUAACUAGUAUAUAAUAGAUGUGUGUGUGUGCAUCUUGGAGACGGGAUGUGAGAUACCCUUUGAAGCUUCAGAUUGGGAAGAUGGGAGCUUACUAGACUUGAAUGAUGUUUAUUUUGUUUUCGUAUAGAUAGUAAUUCGAUAUCCAUUAUACACUUUGAUGAUUCCCAUCCCCGUCAUUACUCUUACACAGCCAAAAAGUAUCAUGUUUUCUUCUUUUUUUCUUUCCCUUUUUUGUUCCGA
Trichoderma asperellum CBS 433.97 is the source of this 2092-nucleotide messenger RNA. RefSeq lists its product as uncharacterized. Gene Ontology annotation, cellular component: membrane; cytoplasm. NCBI's taxonomy places the organism in Eukaryota, Fungi, Ascomycota, Sordariomycetes, Hypocreales, Hypocreaceae. The record is from RefSeq and is a predicted model, not a curated record. Gene Ontology annotation, biological process: steroid metabolic process. Gene Ontology annotation, molecular function: Delta24(24-1) sterol reductase activity; FAD binding.